Molecule: messenger RNA, 943 nt
Organism: Panonychus citri (citrus red mite)
Lineage: Eukaryota; Metazoa; Arthropoda; Arachnida; Trombidiformes; Tetranychidae
Exons: 2
Coding region: 114-821 (235 amino acids)
Source: RefSeq, a predicted model, not a curated record
CUUGAUACAAAUAAUAUAAUAAUAAUAGUAUAUAAAGAAAUUUUCAAUUAUUAUUAAUUCAUCAUUAUUAGUAUUUACAUGUGAAUUGUAUUCCUCACAAGUUUCAAGUCAAAAUGGUGAAUUCAAUCAUUAAACUUGUUGUUCUAAUGAUUUUCAGUCAAUCGGCUGUAUCAUCCUUACGUGAAGAAGAUUUCAGGAGAAGUUUGUCUGCCGAUAAUUCAAAAUCCUUUUUGUACAAUCUUCUAAAUGCUCAGAUAAAACACCGAGUUGAUUUUCUGGCCGGACUAAGUCAGCAAUACAACUUCACUGAGGCAGAGAUUUCAUUCAUAAACUCAACGAUUGGAUCGAUAGAGUUGUUGGACAAUUUGAUGUCUAAGAUACAUUCAUCAUUACAACCUGACUACAGGUACAAAAAUUACGAAAAUUUAUCCGUAAAAUAUGGCCAAAUAGUUGAACGAUUUAACCAAGAGUUCAUGUCAAACCAUCUAAGUAUUGUAGAAAUGGAUUAUCUCAACCCAAUCAUAUUAUAUUCAAAACUUAAUACAUUGAAUAACAAUGGGACUGAAAUCAUUGAAUCAAUUAAAGAAAAUGCCUUACGUUUAAUUGAUGUCUAUUCUUAUGAUGUCAGUCUCAUGUCUAAACACGAUUCUUCUGAAAACUACCAAGCUAAACUAACUAGAUUUUGUUUGGAAAAUUUGAGUUCUCUUCGCAAUGAAAUCGAAAGUCUCAACCAGUUCUCCGACCAUUUAUCGAUAAUGACUUUCAAAACACUACUAACACGAUUCGAUUUGAUUCUUCGAAUUGCUGCCGGUGGGCCUUAAUACCGUGGAAAUUGUAUGGACACGAUUCUAGAUUAAUGGUGAAAUUUUGAGUAAAAAUCGCAAAACAAAUUCUCUGUAACCAUUUAAAAUUAUUAAUAAAUUUGAUUCGAGCAGAAAAUUUA